Monodelphis domestica (gray short-tailed opossum) is the source of this 1318-nucleotide messenger RNA. NCBI's taxonomy places the organism in Eukaryota, Metazoa, Chordata, Mammalia, Didelphimorphia, Didelphidae. The record is from RefSeq and is a predicted model, not a curated record.
AUGAUUCAUAAUGCCAAUGAAGCGAAUCUCUCCCCAUCCUUAAAGGUUCUUAAAGGCUAUGUCCAUAUAAUUCAUUCAGUUGAAAAGGUUUCAGUUUUGGGCCUGGAGCAGUCCCAGUCCAGGGGGGGGCAUCCAAGUGGCCCGGGGAAGUGGAGGAAGAGUUAUAGGGAGUGGGAGAAAAGGAAGAAAGCUUCCUUCCCAAUCUCCGCGUCCGCUCCCAAGACCCAUAGGAGAGAGGCGCCCCUGGGGCCCCGAGUCGGCCCGGCCUCUUCCUCCCACAGGAUCGAAACCCCUGCCACCCCCCUGCUGCAGGUCCAGGGUCUAGGUCCAAGUCUGGAGGAAAGGACAGUCCAGACCUCCCAGCGCCCGGGCCGGGCCUCGCCUCGCACAGCCCUACUCCCCAGUGCGGUCAGUCCUCACGCCUCGUCCUGGGAGCAAAGAGGAGGCUCCCGGGGCGACCCCCGGGGCUUAGAAGGGGGAAGUCAGGACUUACCUGUCAUUACUUUCUACGCCAUCUUGAAUCCACUUGUCAACGUCCCCACAAAGCAUUAUGGGAAAGAAAAAGCCUUUAAAGUGACUCCCCCCCCAUCAUCUCCCUUCCCCCUUCCUCCAGCCGGCCUUCAUCAGCUUGGCCCUCUCCCCUCCCCCAGGUCGAACUCCCGCCCUCUCAGUUUCCACCGCCCCCUCGCCUCGGCCACGCCCCGAGCCGGAAAGUUUGGAGAGGGAGGGGCGUCCUCUAGCCUGCCCCAGAGGCUGCCUCUCGGCCUGAAAUUGUUCCUGUCCCGGGAUGCGGAGAUGCUGAGCGCCCUUCCCCCAUGGCUGGGGCCCGGAACAGGCCGUACUUAAUAAGUCAGUUAUAGGAUUUUCCUGCUCGGCAAUUUAGAAAAUUUGUUUAUUUAUUUAGAUACACUUCAAUAUGUAUUAUUACUAAAUUUUAAUAUUUUUAUUUGUUAUCAUAUACACUGACUCUUAAUAACCAAACUGCACUAAGCUUUGGAUGUGCAUGUGUGUACAGUAAUAAACACCUAAAUGCCAGCUAACUACUUAUUUAAGCUUUAAUAAUUUACAACUACCCUGAUUUUUUUGACCCUGUCUGUAUAUAGUAUUAAUAAAUAAACAUCUAAGUGAAUAUUUAAGCUCUAAUAACAGUUUACCACUGCUCUAGGACGUUUGGGACACACUGUAUAUGUGCAUAGUAGUAAUAAAUAUCUAAUUGCAAGAUUUCAUAGCUUAAAACUGCACUUAAACUUUUAGGACACCCUGUGUAUAUGUAGUAAUAAUAAAUAUCUAAGUGUGUAUUUAAGCUUUAAUAGCUUAA